Messenger RNA from Magallana angulata, 798 nucleotides. RefSeq lists its product as uncharacterized. The transcript has 5 exons. Gene Ontology annotation, cellular component: nucleus. The coding region runs from base 1 to 798 and encodes 265 amino acids. NCBI's taxonomy places the organism in Eukaryota, Metazoa, Mollusca, Bivalvia, Ostreida, Ostreidae. The record is from RefSeq and is a predicted model, not a curated record.
AUGGCUGAAAAAGAUAUACUUGGGUUAAUAACAGCGGGGAAAAGGAAACGGGGGGCUAAUUGGACAAGUGAAGAGGAGAUAAUUCUAAUAGAAGAGGUCAUGAAAUUUGAAGAUCGGUUGUUUGGGAAAAUGAAAGGGGCGGGGAUAAAGGGAAAGCACGGGAAAAUAAAAGAAGAGACCUGGAAGUCUAUAGCAGACACUUUGAACUUACAAUUUAAAAAUGACAGAACGUCUGAUUCCAUCUACAAAAAGUAUGACAACGUCAAACAAAGAGCGAAAGAGAAAAUUGAUGGCAUACGCCGACGAAAGACAGGGGGAGGUCCACCAACGGCGCCCCUUACGCAAGCGGAGGAAGCCCUGUACCAAGCAAUGGACACACGACCCAAUAUUGUUGGAUUGGUCAGGGGCAUUGAUUCCGAUGAACCAACGUCAUCUGUCCAAUCGCUGGCUGGUAAUGAGACCACGUGCACCGGUGAUGCUUCAGCUUCUUCUGAAUCUUCAGCUAGUAUGACAUUUGGGUUAUCUUUAAACAGGAAGAUGGAUGAACGGCCUAAAGAAAAGAAGAGGAAGAUGGCAACACGUGAAGUCAUAGAAGAAUUGGAAAUAAAAAACCUAAAACUUGAAAACGAAAAGCUCAGCCAAGAAAUAAGUAAUCUUCAACAAGAGCAGAACAAAUUAGAAAGGGAGGAAAAGAAAUUUCAAAUUGAGGCCGAAUUAUUAGAAAUUAAGAAGUCUUGUCUGUUGUGUAAAUUAAGUUCUGAAUUUCCGGAAUUCAUUUUAGACCCUUUAUGUAAAUGA